CCCUUUUCCUUUUCCUCUUAAAACCUCUCUCUCUCUCUCUCUCAUUUCUUCUGAGAAAACUGUUUUUCGGUUUUUGAGUUUUUUGGGGUGUGCUUCUCUGCUUUUGUUUGAAAUUUGAAAGAGAAUUUAGAGGAAAAAACAAAUAUUAAACAAAAAGAAAACCAGAUUGUUUGCUAUAUAAAGGAAAGCUUUGAAGAAGGAAAAAAGAAGGGGACCCCAGUCGACCAGACCAGACAUAAAACUCAAAAACCACCUUGUUCUAGCCGCUUCUUCUUAUUCUUGUUUGUGUUAUUGUUGUUAGCUUCACCGCCUCCUGGUUUGGUUUUUGUUUCAGCGGUUGAAAAAAACAAAAAAGAAGGAAAAUACCCCGGAAGCUUUUGGAAUAAAAAAACCAUAUCUUUUGUUUUCGUUUUUUCUUCUUUCGUUUUGGUGCUUUGAACCUGUCAAAUGAACGGCGAGUGAUUGAAUUGGAAUGUGAAAAACUUCUACUUGGAGUCGUCGAAGAUAUGUCUCUGGCUUUGCAUGUGGUAGAAACUCAAAAGAUCUGAAGGUGGUCCUUGUCCUGGCUUCGAGUUUCAGGCAAUGAGAAUUGAAGCUUGGAAUUCUAAGUUUGUAGCUCAGGUGAGCUGUGUUUCAGAUAGAGGCGUUAAGUGUUUAGAAAUAACUGAAAUGGUUUAUCAAUAAAUGGAUUGAAAAAGGGUAGCAGUCCGUUUGGAUGCAAUGUUAAAAGCAUUAGCUCCUGGGCUGUUGAUUUCUUCACUUCUCAUAUCGGUAUCAACGGCAGAUAAUGGCUUUCCGAGGUGUAAUUGUGAUGAUGAGGGAAGUUUUUGGAGCAUUGAGAGCAUCUUAGAGACUCAAAGAGUGAGUGAUUUCUUGAUUGCUGUGGCAUAUUUUUCGAUCCCUAUUGAGCUGCUUUACUUUGUUAGCUGCUCAAACGUGCCAUUCAAAUGGGUCCUCUUUCAGUUCAUCGCCUUCAUUGUCCUAUGUGGAUUGACCCAUUUGCUAAAUGGGUGGACCUAUGGCCCCCAUCCUUUUCAACUUAUGUUGGCUCUCACUGUGUUCAAGAUUCUCACUGCUUUGGUCUCAUGUGCCACUGCUAUUACGCUUAUCACGCUCAUUCCUUUGCUUCUCAAAGUGAAGGUGAGAGAAUUUAUGUUGAAGAAAAAGGCUUGGGACCUUGGGCGGGAAGUUGGUAUUAUAAUGAAACAGAAGGAGACUGGAUUGCAUGUCCGCAUGCUCACUCAAGAAAUUCGUAAAUCAUUGGAUAGGCAUAACAUUUUGUACACAACAAUGGUUGAAUUGUCCAAGACAUUAGGUUUGCAAAAUUGUGCUGUUUGGAUGCCUAAUGAGAUUAAGACAGAAAUGAAUCUGACUCAUGAACUCAAAGGAAGGAACUAUUCAUUUAAUUUUACCAUUCCCAUUACUGAUCCAGAUGUUGUAAGGAUUAAAGGGAGUGAUGGAGUGAAUAUCCUCAAGCCAGACUCAGCACUUGCUACUGCAAGCAAUGGAGAGUAUGGUGAGCCAGGACCAGUGGCUGCAAUUCGGAUGCCAAUGCUUCGUGUAUCCAAUUUUAAAGGGGGAACUCCUGAGCUAGUUCAGACAUGCUAUGCUAUCUUGGUUUGUCUUCUUCCAAGUGAACAACAUAGAUCAUGGAGCAACCAGGAGCUAGAGAUAGUUAAAGUGGUUGCUGAUCAGGUUGCUGUUGCACUUUCUCAUGCUGCAGUUCUUGAAGAAUCCCAACUCAUGAGGGACAAGUUGGUUGAGCAAAAUCGGGCAUUACAGCUGGCAAGGCAGAAUGCUAUGAGGGCAAGCCAGGCUAGAAAUGCAUUUCAGAAGGUAAUGAGUGAUGGAAUGAGGAGGCCUAUGCACUCGAUUUUAGGCUUGCUUUCCGUGAUGCAGGAUGGAAAUUUGAAUAAUGAUCAGCGCAUUAUUGUUGAUGCGAUGAUGAAGACCAGCAAUGUCCUAUCAACUUUGAUAAAUGAUGUGAUGGAUAUUUCAACAAUGGAUAGUGGAAGAUCCCCAUUGGAUAGGAGAUCUCUCCGAUUACAUUCCAUGAUAAAAGAAGCUGCUUGCCUUGCCAAGUGCUUGUGUGUUUAUAGGGGAUUUGGUUUUUCAAUUGAGGUUGAGAAGUCCUUGCCUGAUCUUGUUUUCGGUGAUGAAAGGAGAGUUUUUCAGGUGAUACUGCAUAUGGUUGGGAGUCUCUUGGAUGGCAAUAAUGGAGGGGGAACUGUAACACUUCGGGUGUUUUCAGAGAAUGGUAGUCAGGAACGGAAUGAUCAGAGACGGGCAGCCUGGAGGCAAAGCUCUUCUGAUGCAGAUGUACAUAUCAGGUUUGAAAUUAGGAUUGAAAGCGAUUCUCAAUCAGAGGGCUGCUCAACGUUGGACGUACAGCACAGUGGGAGAAGAUACCACAGCCAUGGAGCUGAGGAACGCUUGAGCUUCAGCAUUUGCCAAAAGCUAGUGCAGCUGAUGCAUGGGAAUAUCUGGGUAGUACAAAAUCCUCAAGGUUCUGCUCAAAGCAUGGCACUUGUUAUUCGGUUUCAAGUCCGACCAUCCAUCACCAUAACAAUGACUGAGUCCGGAGAAUCUUCAGACCAGCCACGUUCCAACUCUCUUUUCAGGGGCUUGCAAGUUUUACUAGCUGAUAUUGAUGAUGUGAACCGUGCUGUGACUCGAAAGCUUCUUGAGAAGUUGGGAUGCACUGUUUCUGCUGUGUCAUCUGGAUUUGAAUGCCUUAGUGCUAUUGGGACAGCCUCAUCUCCUUUUCAGAUUGUUAUUUUGGAGCUUCAGAUGCCUGAGUUGGAUGGAUAUGAAGUUGCACUGAGAAUUCGUAAGUACCGAAGUCGAAGUUGGCCAUUGAUUGUUGCCAUGACUGCUAGUGGUGAUGAGGAUGUCUGGGAAAGAUGUUCGCAGAUUGGAAUGAAUGGAGUUAUUCGAAAACCAGUGCUAUUACAAGAAAUUGCCAUUGAGCUUCGAAAAGUCCUGACGCAGGCAAACAAAGUUGUGUGAUGAGACCUGCUUUAAGUUGCAGAACUCUGGCGGCCUUGAAUCUUUCAAAUCAAUUUGGGGUUUCCAUAGACUAAGAAAACAUCUUUUGGCCCCUUCAAUUCCCCUACGUGCUUCCUGCAUAGAGAUGUUACACACACAACCUUCACAGUCAAAAUGGUAUACAAAGUUAGCUCCUUCACCUUUUCCCCCCUUGAUGUGCUCAAGCUCUUGUGCAAUUGCAUAGAUAGUUUCAGAUCUAAUCAUUAGUUUACUAGAAUUCUCUUCAACACAUCAUUCUAAUAAAAUAGAUUACAUGCACAGUGCAAAACUAGCUAGAUAAAGUUAUUGCAGGUUCGAAUUCAGUUGGUACAGCAAUUUGGGAACAUACUUAGAGUGCUAUAGUAUAGAUACAACUUGGCAAUUGUAAGGCAGUUUAUUCUGUGCCAUUUGGAAAGAAAUGGUUCAUAGACAAUUCAAAAUCUCUAGGUGAAACAUUUCGCAGAAGUUGUAUUUGUAGAAAGUUGUUCAUCAGCCUGCCUUGUGCCGUGCUAGUUCUGCCUUCUGUCAUAAUUGAAAUUUCAGUUGAACAUGAUGUCUACUUGCAAUCUGCUAUA
Molecule: messenger RNA, 3602 nt
Organism: Theobroma cacao (cacao)
Lineage: Eukaryota; Viridiplantae; Streptophyta; Magnoliopsida; Malvales; Malvaceae
Product: ethylene receptor 2-like
Biological process (GO): response to ethylene; phosphorelay signal transduction system
Cellular component (GO): endoplasmic reticulum; endoplasmic reticulum membrane
Molecular function (GO): ethylene binding; phosphorelay sensor kinase activity; ethylene receptor activity
Source: RefSeq, a predicted model, not a curated record